This is a messenger RNA of Thalassophryne amazonica, 3410 nucleotides long. It is a transcript of the gene kif3b, whose product is annotated as kinesin family member 3B. Gene Ontology annotation, biological process: microtubule-based movement. Bases 196 to 2496 code for a protein of 766 amino acids. The transcript is spliced from 9 exons. The record is from RefSeq and is a predicted model, not a curated record. Lineage: Eukaryota; Metazoa; Chordata; Actinopteri; Batrachoidiformes; Batrachoididae. Gene Ontology annotation, molecular function: ATP binding; microtubule motor activity; microtubule binding.
UUUCGAUGCGAGUGUUGAAUCCCCGGUGUCGGAGCUAACAGCAGUAUGGCUCACUGGGAGUUUUGGACAAUCUGUUUUUGUGUGGUAAACCUUUAAGGAUGUUGUUGUCUGUCGGACGGUUCUAAUGUGGGCAUUUCUACUGCUUAACUGUUUCCAAAACUGCCCUUGAAAAAGAAGGGACAACAUCUUCUCAUCAUGUCCAAGAGCAAGAGCUCGGAGUCUGUUAAAGUGGUGGUUCGCUGUCGCCCUAUGAAUGAGAAAGAACGGGCUGCCAAGUUUGAAAAGGUGGUCUCUGUUGAUGUCAAAUUAGGCCAGAUAAUCGUCAGGAAUCUCAGGGAGGCUUCAGGUAGUGAGUUACCCAAAGUCUUUACCUUUGAUUCAGUCUACGACUGGAAUUCCAAACAAAUAGAUCUUUACGAUGAAACAUUUAGGCCUCUAGUGGAUUCUGUUCUUCGUGGCUUCAAUGGGACCAUCUUUGCCUAUGGACAGACUGGUACAGGAAAGACGUACACUAUGGAGGGGGUGAGAAAUGACCAAGAGAGGAGAGGUGUGAUCCCUAAUUCAUUUGAGCACAUAUUCACCCACAUUUCACGGUCCCACAAUCAGCAGUACCUGGUGAGAGCAUCAUAUCUGGAGAUAUAUCAAGAGGAGGUUAGAGAUUUACUCUCUAAGGACCAGUUGCGCCGUCUUGAGCUCAGGGAGAGGCCAGACACUGGUGUGAACGUCAAAGACCUCUCAUCAUUUGUCACCAAGAGUGUGUGGGAGAUAGAGCAAGUCAUGCAUAUAGGCAACCAGAAUCGAUCAGUGGGUGCUACUAACAUGAACGAACACAGCUCCCGCUCUCACGCCAUCUUCAUCAUCAAUGUUGAGUGCAGUGAGUUGGGUGUGGAUGGUGAGAACCAUAUCAGAGUAGGCAAACUGAAUCUUGUAGAUUUGGCUGGUAGUGAACGGCAGACCAAAACGGGUGCUCAGGGUGAGAGGCUUAAAGAAGCCACAAAGAUAAACUUGUCUCUGUCUGCUCUGGGUAACGUCAUAUCAGCUCUGGUGGAUGGCAAAAGCAGCCAUAUCCCCUACAGAGAUUCAAAACUCACUCGACUUCUGCAAGACUCUCUGGGGGGCAAUGCCCGUACUGUAAUGGUUGCCAACAUUGGCCCAGCAUCCUACAAUUUGGAAGAGACUUUGACAACCCUGCGUUACGCCAACAGGGCGAAGAAUAUCAAGAACAAACCACGAAUCAACGAGGAUCCCAAGGAUGCUGUGCUCCGAGAGUUUCAGGAGGAGAUCGCAAGGCUGAAGGCGCAGUUGCAAAAGCGCUCUGGAAAGAAGAAAAGAAGGCGACAGAGGAGGAGGGCCGGGGAAGGAAGUAGUGGGGACGAUCUGGGAGAAGGAGAGACAGAAGAUGAUGAUGAUGAUGAUGAUGAUGAAGAAGGAGAUGACAGAGGUAAUUAUUGGCGGGAGCAGCAGGAGAAGCUGGAGAAGGAAAGGAAGGCUAUAAUGGAGGAUCACAGCCUGGUCGCUGAGGAGAAAGCACGGCUGCUUAAGCAGAAGGAGAAGAAAAUGGAAGACUUGAGGAGAGAAAGGGAGGCUGGAGAGGAGCUUGCAGCCAAAGUUAAGACAAUGGAGAGUAAACUCCUUGUAGGGGGAAAGAACAUUGUUGACCAUACUAAUGAACAACAGCGAAUGCUCGAAAUGAAGCGGCAGGAAAUUGCAGAACAGAAACGAAGAGAGAGAGAGAUCCAGCAGCAGAUGGAGUGCCGUGAUGAGGAGACUCUCGAGCUGAAGGAGACUUACACAUCUCUGCAACAGGAGGUCGAUAUCAAAACCAAGAAGCUGAAAAAGCUAUUUGCCAAGCUGCAGGCAGUGAAGGCAGAAAUCCAUGACAUCCAGGAGGAACACAUCAACCAGAGACAGGAGCUGGAGCAGACCCAGAAUGAGCUGACCAGGGAUCUCAAGCUGAAGCAUCUGAUAAUAGAAAACUUCAUUCCUCUGAUGGAGAAGAACAAAACUGUGAACAGGGCUUUCUUUGAUGAAGAGGAUGAAUACUGGAAACUGAAGCCCAUUGCACGUAUGGAGGAUGAGCAUGAGAUGAUGACCAGACCUUUGUCUGCAGUUGGCUACACAAGACCUCUCAGUCACCAUGCUCGUAUGGCCAUGAGGAGGAAGCCACAGCGAUACAAAGGUGAAAAUAUCUUGAUGCUGGACAUGGACAUGCCAGCUCGGACCACUAAGAAUUAUCAAGAGCCGGUUAUUGCCCCAAAGGUCGCUGCCGCUCUGGAGGAUGCUCUUCGAGAGGAGGAUGACAUCCAGGUAGAUGCCUCUGGCUUCCACAGCAGCUGGGGACCAACUUCACCAUCCAGUGCCAGUGGCAGCCUGAAGAAGCCCAAGUCUGGUCGACCAAGAACGGGCAAGAAGUCGAGCACCCCAACGUCUCCAUUCAGUCCUUCCAGUCCAGGAUCAUCACUUUAUCCACAACCCCGGGGCCUGGUGCCUAAAUGACUGCUACCAACCUCACCACCAACCUCUCUUGUGCACCUUUCUAUCUUGGGACUCAACUUUGAAAGAUCAGAUUUUGUUUUGUUUAGUUUUUCAGAGUCAGGAUGGCACAACAACAGUAAUGCUGCUUUUUGGGGGUUUAAACUGAUCCUAACUGUUGUGCAUUUUCCACAUUCCUAGAUCCUGUAGAAGGGACACACAGAGACUUAUGUGUAUACUGUGCCACGCCCUGGUGCAGCACAGUGAUGCCAUGGCAAUGUGUGCUGCACUUUGGCAAGAAGUUAAGUCUUCUUUCAUACUAGGUGUUCUGCUACACAGGGCAGGUUAGCAAGUAUGGUAGAAUACAACGGGAACAACACUAUGAUUAACUUAAUCCUGUCUUCUGAGCAUGCUUAGUUCAUCACUGGGUCAGCAGCGAGAUGUUGAACACCGCUGUUACGUUUGUCUUUAUUAGGCUGGAAGCCAACAAUGUCUUACUAAUGUCACAUUCUUAAUGUCCAGGCGUGCACAUAACUGGUGCUCGUCUGUGCUAAAACUAAAUGAUGCGUUAGAGAGAACACAGAGGGAAGCACUUCUCAGGAGGCAGACUGAUAAUAUUGAUUUCGGCUGUGCAUCAUUUAUUUUUAGCACAGACGAGCACUAGUUAUGUGCACGCCUGUCAAUGUCGUUAAUUUUUGCAGAUCUGUGGUGUGGAUCAGUGGUCGGGCAAACGUAAACCAGGCACCGCUGCUCUUGUGGCAGACCAGCACCAGUACUUUACUCGUUCCUUUAAGUUCCUGAGACUGUCCCUUUUUUAAAAACUACUUCCUGUUAAAGCUCAGGUUUUGGGAGGAUAAAAUGCUGUCGCUAGCUAGUAAUAUAUGAAUUAGCAAUCUUAUCAACAUGCUUAGAUAAUCCCAUGAAGUAUUGAUUAGGAC